AUGUUCGCUGAAACUACAGGUCCCUGGAUUCCGCUCGAGAGCAACCCGGAGGUUCUCAACCGGUGGGCAAACCAAGCGGGAUUAGUCGCCUCUCAGGCCCAAUUCGAAGAUGUCUAUGGACUCGACCCGGACCUCCUUGCACUGGUGUCCCAGCCUGUAAAAGCCGUCGUCCUGCUGUUUCCUAUAACGGAUGGGUACGAAGAACAGCGCAAGCUCGAAGACGCCCGCAUCGUAGCUCAUGGCCAGCACCCAGUCGAUCCAACCAUAUUUUGGAUGAAGCAGACCAUCAGUAACGCGUGCGGGACCAUGGGCAUCAUCCAUGCAGUAGCGAACUCGGACGUGACCCUCGCUCCUGAAAGUCCUCUAGCAGAGUUCAUUGAAGAAUGCCAAACCAAGACACCCGAAGAGCGAGCCAAGACCCUCGAGACCACGCCACUGUUCGCAAAGAUCCAUUCGCAGGCUGCGACCACCGGACAGAGCGCAGUGCCAACCGAUCUCAACACCAACCUGCACUUCACAUGCUUCGUGAAGGCGCCGGACCCACCGCGCAUCGAGGGUGUUGUGACCAAUGAGUUCGCUAGGCUCAUUGAACUGGACGGACGCCGGGCGGGCCCGGUCGACAGAGGUAUCUGCACAGACUUGUUGCAGGACGUCGCCAGGUUCGUGAAAGACUGCUAUGUCUCGCAGACGGCAAGCAUGCAGUUCAGCAUGUUAUCCCUGGGGCCGCCUCAGGCAGACUAG
Molecule: messenger RNA, 741 nt
Organism: Sparassis crispa
Lineage: Eukaryota; Fungi; Basidiomycota; Agaricomycetes; Polyporales; Sparassidaceae
Product: Ubiquitin carboxyl-terminal hydrolase YUH1
Exons: 8
Coding region: 1-741 (246 amino acids)
Biological process (GO): protein deubiquitination; ubiquitin-dependent protein catabolic process
Cellular component (GO): cytoplasm
Molecular function (GO): cysteine-type deubiquitinase activity
Source: RefSeq, a predicted model, not a curated record